Molecule: messenger RNA, 1133 nt
Organism: Chelonus insularis
Lineage: Eukaryota; Metazoa; Arthropoda; Insecta; Hymenoptera; Braconidae
Product: pupal cuticle protein-like
Exons: 3
Coding region: 54-596 (180 amino acids)
Source: RefSeq, a predicted model, not a curated record
GUUGCAGCUGCAGCUGUUGCAGUUUCGUCUCGAUCACCAGUAAAUCAACAGCCAUGUUUCAAUUGAUUAUCUUCAUUGCUGGGCUCAGCGCUGUUUUGGCAACUCCUCAGUGGUAUCCAGGACCUCAUACUGCUUACGGUGCCAAUCAUGGUGGUUAUGCAACUCCGCAUGGUGGUGCUGCACCUCUAGGACCUGAUGGCCGAGUAGUGGAUACACCGGAAGUCCAACAAUUGAAAGCUGCUCAUCUUGCAACACUAGCUGAAGCUGCAGCUCGUGCUCCUAAAGGACCUGCUGCUGGAUAUGAUCCCCAUGAUGGUUCUUAUAAUGAUGUCUGGAAUGGACCUAAUCCCUCUUACGCUCCUGCUCAAUAUGGACCACGGUACCAGGGACCACCAGCACCCUUGGGUCCAGAUGGACGGGUUGUCGAUACUCCUGAAGUCCAAGCAGCGAAAGCUCACCACUUCUCUCUCUUCAAUGCUGCUGCUCAACAUGCUCCCGCUGCUCCUGCAUCUGCUGCAUACCCUCCUCACGUGGAUUAUGACUCAGGUGCUUAUAAUCCCGCGUGGGAUGGCCCAGCUUGGAAUAAUCAAUAUUAAUUAUGUAACAGAGCGAUUUAUAUUAAUAUUCAUACAUGAUCAGUGAGGUCAUAUUUAAUGAGUAUUUUUUUAGUAACACCAUUCUACCUCAAAAAAUAACAUUGAGUUUAUUUAAAUUUUUAAACUCCAAAAAUGUUGCAGUGUUUAUUUGUAUUACUUUUUGAAACUUUUCGUCAUCAAAUUUAUUCCGAAAAUUCUUAAUAAAUUUUUCAAAUUUCUUGAUCGCCAUGAAAAAAGAACAAAAAACUUUUUCUCCAUCAGUUACCUAAUUUUAUAGUAUCAUCUUUUAAAUGAUCAACAAAAACUUUAAAUUAACAGUUAUGUCAUCAAGAUUUUUUGUUAUUAUGUAUGUCUAAUCGUCUGUCUGAUAAUUAAUCGGUUCACUUAUCACGUCUGUUAGCAUUGUCGUAUUGACAAGGUCGUAGCUAUUCAUGCUUGACAAGGAAUUUCUACAUUAUAAGAAGGAAGUAAAAUCAAUUGAUUGUUGUGCAUAUCCUUUUCCGCAAUCUCUUUGACAAAUAAAUAAGAUUCAAGGUA